Thrips palmi is the source of this 1030-nucleotide messenger RNA. It is a transcript of the gene ATPsynB, whose product is annotated as ATP synthase subunit b, mitochondrial. Gene Ontology annotation, biological process: proton motive force-driven ATP synthesis. The coding region runs from base 128 to 970 and encodes 280 amino acids. The transcript is spliced from 5 exons. Lineage: Eukaryota; Metazoa; Arthropoda; Insecta; Thysanoptera; Thripidae. Gene Ontology annotation, molecular function: proton transmembrane transporter activity. The record is from RefSeq and is a predicted model, not a curated record.
ACCUGACCAAGUCGAUCGGGUUCUUUUUCUUCUUCCCCGAUCUUCUUCCCAGCUGAGAGCAGUCUGCAAGUGCUCGGGGCAGAAGACUAUUUGAUCGACUCCGACUUUAAAACUAGAGCGCCCCAAAAUGCUCUCCCGAUUGGCGUCCAGGGCAGCGCUGCAAUGUCAGCCAAUGCUGAGUCGCCCACUGGUUGUCAGUGUGCAGAUGGCAUCAUCUGCACCUGCCCCUGCCAAGCCGAACCCAGCUAUCCCUAAGCUUGAGGAUCUUGAGGAUCCCAUUGACAAGGCUCCGAUUGUUCCUGCUUUGAACAAAGAAGGACCUGAACGUGAUCUUGUUAACUUCCCGAGGCCAGUGCAGAAGGAGCACCCUGAUCCUGUUCGCCUAGCAUUCAUUCCUGAGGAAUAUUUUGAAUUCUUCUACAAGAAAACUGGUGUUUCUGGUCCUUAUAUGUUUGGCAUUGGUAUUUGGACAUGGCUGCUGAGCAAAGAGAUCUACGUUCUGGAGCACAACUUCUACAACGGUCUCUCCAUGUUGUUGAUUAUUUCCAUCAUCCACAACAAAAUGGGUCCCCAGAUUGCAGCAUGGGCUGAUAAGCAAAUUGAUCAAUGGUCCAAGGAUACCAAGGAAGCUGAGGAUCAGGAAAAGGUGGACAUCAAGGGAACUAUUGCUGACAUUAAUGAUUACAACAGCAAGCUGGAUGUCUACAAGGACAUCAUGAAUGCUCGCCGUGAGGCUGCUGCAGCUGCUCAGGAAGCACUCUACCGAGAGUGGCAGGUCACUGCUUACCAAGAGGCUAAGAAGAGGUUGGACUACCAGGUCGACCUUGCUACUGUUGAACGACGCAUUGCCCAGAAGAACAUGUCCUCAUGGAUCACUAACAAUGUCCUGAAAUCCAUCACUCCUGCUCAGGAAGCUGAGGCGCUCAAGAAGUGCAUUAGUGACUUGAAAUCUCUUUCCGCUUCUGCUUAGUGGGGCUUUCUUUAGUAGUCAGCGGGGAGUCUUUUGAUAAUGCUGCAAUAAUUCAAUUAU